AUUGGUUAGGUCGGGCGACAGGUGGCAUGGAGCGAAAAUCAUAAAGAGGCGGGGCUUAUUUGAUUGAUGCUUUCAGCACACGCCAGUCGCUAUAUAAUGUAAGUAAAAAACUAGAAUUCAUUCAAAACAAUUUGGUCAUUCAGCAAGCUCGGUCGCGUGGAUAAAAUUUAAAUAUAAGUCGGCAAGUUGACAGCCACGAGGUCUUACAACUUUUACUACGUACAGAUGAAGAUGAGCAUUUCUCACAAAGAUAAAAUGGGAUACGACAGCAACGUCCACAUGAUGAGUCCUGUGCCGUCGCAAACGUCCGACACGCCGAUGCUGUCACCGCAAUUUUCUCUUCAAGGAUCGCCGAUGCAGGUUCAAACUGCAAAUCAAGGAUGCUUGAUCUUACACUACGCCCCAGCGGUGACCGCCCAAAAACAGCAAAAUCCGAGACUACAGCCAAUAAUGCCAAACACGUUGCAGCAGAGCAAAAUGAUGCGCUGCAAGCGGAGGCUCGAUUUCUCAAACUUUGGAUAUGAGCUACCAAAGCCUGAAACCGGUACCGUUGGCCGAAGAAACGAACGUGAGAGAAACAGAGUGAAGCUUAUCAACAUGACAUUUGCAACACUACGUGCAUGCAUUCCAGCAAGGAACAGAGGCCAGAAGAGUCGCAAGAUGAGCAAGGUUGACACAUUAAAAGCUGCGAUUGAUUACAUUCAAGAUCUACAAGAGAUCCUAGAUGAGCACGACAACACUGCCAAAUCUGCCAAUACUACGUAUAAUGAUGUACAGAAUGCAAUGCACAUGAACAGCAACUUAUAUGCUGCCCCCGAAGAGAAAUUCAAUACUGCCACAGCUAUGCAAUCGCAAGCGUUCUAUCCAGCGUUCAGAAAUGACAAUUGCUUUACAACAACAUCAAAUACAGCAUACUCUGCCCAAAAGCCCAAUAGCCACUUCAAAGUACUGAUCAGCAAACUUCGCAACACAUCACCGGGUACCCAUACACACCCGCCCUUAGCCCAGGGAGCAGUGGAACAGUCACCAACUCUCCCCAACCAAGUUUGACGUCAUCGGACGGAAGCGGGAACAUCAGCCCCGAUGAAGAAGACCUCUUAGAUUUCACAAGCUGGUUUAACUAAAUACAGAAAGAUGGCACUGCACUUCACACUUU
Molecule: messenger RNA, 1156 nt
Organism: Owenia fusiformis
Lineage: Eukaryota; Metazoa; Annelida; Polychaeta; Sabellida; Oweniidae
Source: the annotation of a GenBank genome assembly